Colletotrichum gloeosporioides is the source of this 3885-nucleotide messenger RNA. RefSeq lists its product as uncharacterized. The transcript is spliced from 5 exons. The record is from RefSeq and is a predicted model, not a curated record. The coding region runs from base 1 to 3885 and encodes 1294 amino acids. NCBI's taxonomy places the organism in Eukaryota, Fungi, Ascomycota, Sordariomycetes, Glomerellales, Glomerellaceae.
AUGCAUCAGCCUCCGCCCGCUGAUCAGUCGACCUUCGACUCGCAGGCGCGGUACAACCUUCAAGCCACCGAAGAUGUCGACGACGAGCAGCAUUUUGUCGAGGAGGAAAAGAAGCGAACCAUACAGUUGCCGACAAGACCGAACUAUAAGCCGAAGCCGUUGCGAUGGCCGUUCAUUGCUGUCGUUAUUCUUCUGCUAGGUAUCCUCAUGACUUUGGCAUAUCCUAAUGUACCGGCAAAAUGCAACUUCAGGUGGGCAGUCAACAUCGGCCGAUCAACCGCCGUCAACGUCCCCGGCCGAAGUCAACUCCACACCGUCAACGCCCUCCUCCACGGCAACUGCUGUGCCGAAUUCUCCGACGGCAGCGAGCCUUCCUAUCAGUACCGCCCCCGACCUACCAACGAGUUCUGGAUCUCAAACUCAGGCAACAUCGGAACAGCCAUUACGGGCCUCGGAGUCAUCCACCCAACAGACUCGACGUCAUUCCCGCCGAAGACCACCGUGAAGACCACAAGCAUUUCUUCUGAGAGAGAUACUACAUCGUCUAUCAACUCGAAAGACAGCACCGUAUCAACAGGUCCAGCAUCCAGUUCCAAAACCGCCAAGCCAGGAACAACAAGCAGUUCAGACAGCACGUCAAAGUCUACAUCGUUGACAGAGUCAGAACGCAGUGUUGACGCAACUGCAUCAAGCACAGGCGGCCGACGGAAAGAGCGUCCGGCCAUCACCGAUAACAGUUCUGGACCCGAUAUCACGUCGUCCACGUCGAGUACCGGUCGAGAUCGUCUGGUAAGGCUGCCCGUUAUCACCAGCGAAUUCACGACCACUAUCACCGAACCGGGCACUACCUUCGAAUUUACCACAGCGAUCACCACCACUGUGUCUUCGACCUUCACGUCAACCGGAAAGACAACAGUAUCCGCGACCGCCGGCAUAUUAACGCACACUGAUGUCCGCACAACUAGCAUACCGCGCACGAUCACAAGAUCCGCAAUGACGACCUUCCCCUCCGUGACAAUAAUACCGGUCGGGCCAACCAUAACCAGUAUCGAAACCAUUAGCGACGAGAAGACUACGUAUUACCAAACGACCACAAGAACUGUAGGAUCAUUCAUCACAUCGACAGCACAACACACCGUAUCGGAAGUCGUGGAGACCUCAUUUGAGCCCAUAGAAAUUACGUACACCUCGACGUCAGCUUUUACCGUGCCACCGCGCACAAGCGAUGUCACUUCCGUCAUCGUCAGUGCCGUGCCGUCAACUGUCGCAUCCGUCGUCACAAGUACAAGCCCUCCUCAGGUUUAUGUGUCAGUGGGAACCACCGAGAUUACCAAGUUCAUUACCGUUCCCGGUGGGAACCGAGGCAACGAGCCGCAGACCCAGCCUCCAGUCUUUCAGGUCAUCACCAGCGUUGUUGAUGGGAAGGUCGAGACAUUUGUGGACAAGGGCACUCCUCAAACCAUCGUGAAGAGCGAUGGUGGAGUAUACACUGUCGCCUUUACGCCGCCUCCACAGACAGUUGUAACACAUGAGGGAGGACAGGCAACCCAGAUGGUCAUCACAGUGACGCCUUCUCCAGAGGUAGCCUUCGUCGCCGUUCCAACGACGAAGGAUGGUACACCGACUGUUGUUGUAGUUCCUUCGACUUUCAAUCCAGCAGGGCCCGGCGCAUUCAAAGAGAUGCCCACCACGAUUAACGGAAAGGCGACCGUAGUCAAUGUUCCUGUCACUCAAGAGCCAGUACUGCUGGCUGUGCAGACAACUAUUGACGGCAUACCAACCGUCUUAUGGGUCAAUUCUGUGCCAACAGCAGGCUUCAGUCCCAUUUCAUUGACCCUAGUGUCAGAGAUUGGCGGCAUUACCGGCGUAUUCACGACAACAGACUUACCAGAGACUGUCAAGACAACGAUAGACGGCAAGGAGACUUCCAUAAUAAGAACGCCGGGACCACGGACGUUCACCUCGGUAUCGGGAGGGACUCUGACGACCAUGACCAUCAUCACUACCCCGACCGGCACAAUGCCUCUGUCAUUCACGGUAAUCACAACCAUAGGAGGCACCUUAAGUACUAUCGUAUCCACUCCCACGCCUACUACGUUCACCACCUCUAUCUCGGGCACAUUGAGGACCAUUACCUCCACGCCAAGUCCCACAACUCGCUUGUCAACCAUCAAGCCCUCCACCACUCUCAUCACCUCCACGACCAAACCAACAUCAACAGACAGCCCGGAUCGAGUCAUAACCGAGAUCGAAAAGUUCAGUUUUACCAAUGGCGACUACUUCGUCGGGAAGUUCCUCCCAAUUAUCCUUGCAGUCAUGAUUGCGGUUCCCCUCCGGAUCAUCGACCUCAACGCCAAGCUGUACCAGCCUUUCCACGCCCUCGCACAGAAAGGAGGUUCUCUAGGGAAAAGCAGCAUGACCUUGCAAUUUGACGGCUGGAAAGGCUUCUUGACCCCCUUUGAGACGACGGAAGCUAUCGGGAUGAAACUCCAUGGCACUUGCAAGAUCACAGCAAUCGAGGGCUGUGGCAUCCAGUUGGGUGUCUCUCCCAUGUCAAGCUACGCCCUAGUCACCCUGAUCGCCUCCAUCAUAGUUUUGCUUCUCGUCUUACUCUUCUUCCUUCGGACUUGGGAAACAGGCCUCCAUGCCAACCCCUGGAGCGUAGCCGGGAUCUCCUCCCUUGCGCGUAACGCGGACAUUCGGUCGCAUCAAAUCGACUUCAAAGCCAGCGCAAAAGCGAUGAGAGAGAAGCGAUAUGGUUUUGGGUACUUCGAAAACAAUCUCGGCCGCGACGAGUACGGCAUCAUCUACUGUGACGACUCAGCCCAGACUCUCCAAGGCGCAACAGCUUCUGGCGCAAUUCCAGCAGACGACGAACUCACUGGCGCGUACCAAAGGGAUAUUGCAAAGAAAAGCCGUAAGCCGGUGCCUUUCAUUGCACUUACGUGGUGGUGGCGACUCGGGUUCAUCUUCUUCCUCGCUGCCUUGUUUAUCAUCAUAUUGUACUACCAUCUCACACUGGGCGUUCGGAAUUCUUUCAAAGACUUCAUGGAUAGUCAGACGUUUGGCGUUCGGUUCUUUUUCGCGGCGUUGGGUGUUACCAUUAUCUUCUGCUGGGAGUCUAUUUUCAUCAGCAUCGCAAUAAUCAGCCCCUACCACAACAUGGGUCGUCGCUCCCAGCCCCCGGAGAAAUCUAUCCUCUUGACUCGUCCAACGAACGGUUUCUACGGACUCUACGCGGCGAUAUUGGAGGGCAGCAUCAUUCUGAUGCUGGCAGCUUUCAUGUCCAUCCUUGCCGAAUUCCUGCCGAUUCUCUUCGCGAACGUGCCGUACAACCUGACGCAGACUCUAAAAUCCCACAAUGUCUGCGCCACCAUCAGCCUUACGAUUCUUGCGCUCAUGUUGGCCUCCAUGGUAGCAAGUCUAUUCAUCAAAUGGCCCGAGCUGCCAGUCGAUCCGCGCAGUAUCGCCGGAGCGUUGUACUACGUCGCCGAGAGUCGGAUGCUGGAGGACUUCGAGGGACUUUCGAAGCUGGACUCUGGAGAGAGGGAAAAGAAAGUCAAGGAGCUUGGGCGGAGGUACUUUUAUGGAGGCCUCACGGGUAGUAAUGGUAAAAGAAUGGGCGUUGAAUCAGUCGAGAGCGUUGAGGACACAGCAUAUACUGGUGGUCACUGGUUCUUACCUCCACAAGACGACCAACAGGGCGAUGAAGAUAAUCGAGGGGAGGGGGUGCAGGAAUCUGAGGUACCUCAUCAAUCCGAGCAGACUUUGCAUUCGGAGAGGGGGCAGGGGGUCAAUCAAGAGGAUGACAUCGAUCGAGCAGCCCUGCUACCAGAACCCGCACGGCUUCGAGAGGCGAAGCAGGGUCCUGAAGGAUUCAUUUAA